Epinephelus moara (kelp grouper) is the source of this 3280-nucleotide messenger RNA. It is a transcript of the gene armc1, whose product is annotated as armadillo repeat containing 1. The record is from RefSeq and is a predicted model, not a curated record. The coding region runs from base 253 to 1083 and encodes 276 amino acids. The transcript has 7 exons. Gene Ontology annotation, molecular function: protein binding; metal ion binding. Lineage: Eukaryota; Metazoa; Chordata; Actinopteri; Perciformes; Serranidae.
AUGUGCCACAAAACCCAAACAGUGAGCACAGCUGCUAGCGACGGGACCAUAGUAAAGAAAGAGGCGCAGGCCCAGCGUUAGUUAAAUUGUCCUGUUACAGUUUUGUGGUGGCAUCGGGACUUUUUGUGACGUCGUUGUCGCAUCUGUUGUAACUUAAGUCGAGUGGGGUUGUCUCAUGGUGUUACUAAAAACUGACAGAAAGUAGAGUGAAGAGGUUGGUUUAAUGUGCGUGGCAUCAAGACAAGAGGCACCAUGAGUGCGGAGCUGGAUGCACUGGCCGUGGUGAACCAGCUGCGAGAUCUUGCUGCAGACCCCCUGAACCGAAGAGCCAUAGUAGAAGACCAAGGCUGUCUGCCAGGUCUCAUCCUUUUUUUGGACCACCCCAACCCACAGGUCGUCUACUCUGCACUAUUGGCCGUGCGCUACCUGGCAGAAUGUCGAGCCAACAGGGAGAAGAUGAAGGGCGAGCUGGGCAUGAUGCUGAGUUUGCAGAAUGUCAUGCAGAAGAGUACGUCACCCGGGGAGACCAAACUGCUGGCCUCUGAGAUCUAUGAGAUCUUGCAGUUAGCUGGUAAAGAACAGGCCGAGCAGGCCGAGGCAGCGGCUGCCUCCUGCCAGCGUAAAGCCCAGUUCUUCCUGGGCUCCAACAACAAGAGGGCCAAAACUGUGGUGCUGCACAUUGAUGGACUGGAUGAUCCUACUCGAAGGAGCCUUUGUGAGGAGGCGUUGCUGAAGAUUCGAGGGGUCAUCAGCUUCACCUUCCAGAUGGCUGUCAAGAGAUGUGUUGUCAGGAUCCGCUCUGACCUUAAAGCUGAGGCGUUGGGCACAGCAAUCAACUCCACCAAAGUAAUGAAGGCGCAGCAGGUGGUGAAGACUGACGAUGGAGGAGAGCUGAUUUUGCCAUUCCAGGAGGGCUCCGUGGUGCCGGUAGAGGAGAACACCGACAUCCCAGACUACCUGCCCGAGGAGGAGAGUCCGUCCCAGGAGCAGGACAAAGCCGUCACGCGCGUAGGCUCCAUCACAGACGGCAUGGGCUGGCUCAGCACGGCUGCCAACUUCCUGACACGCUCCUUUUACUGGUGACCACUUCCUGUGUUUCUCUCUCUCUCUCUCUCUGCUCCCUGUCUCCUCUAAAGUACCAUCCAGCUGCAGCCUUAGCGUCUCUCAGCCUCGCCCCGGACUAAGCCCUGCCUCACGGCCCUACACUAGUCUAGACUCCCCCCUCUCUCUCCGCUAAGCACACAGAAGCCGGCCACAUGUGUGCGACAAGUGCUGGACUGCCAAGUGGAACCUGCAAUAACUUAAACUUGUGUAUAUACUGAGCUACAAAUCCCACUACUGGCUAUAUGUGCACAACUAUAUACUAGCUGCAUAUGUAUCUCACAAGACAUAGCCAGAGGACUUCAAAUCAGCCGAAACCAAAUAGCAUUCUGGAAAUGUGUAUGGCUGCGUUGACAGAGUUGAAAUGUGGCAGGCGUAUUUAAUUAUUCUGAGGCUGAUUUUGAUUACGUUGAAAGUUCCUUUUUUUGUGCAUGAUUUUUGGUUGCUUCCUCAAAUUGUCCUCUUUACGAUACAUUAUUUCCAUCUUUAAUUUUCUAAUUAAUUUUGUCUUCCCCCUUCAGUUUUAUUAGCAUGCUACGAGUCUUUUGUGCCAAUCUUGCCUGAUGCCUAGAUCUGUGACUAUUGUGUGUGCCUUUUUUGACAUUUUACUUUAAUAUUUUUCCAUCAGUCAUUCAAAUAAUUUAAGAGCUCCGAGCAUGUCAGAUGUAACGCUCCCAGGUGGCCCUUAGCAGCAGCAGCCAGCCUCCCAUAGCUUGUAGCUGACUGAGGUACGUCUCUAUAGUAGAAAUAGAAAACUAGACACCAGCAAGAGGCCGCAGCCCAUUCAGCCACUGGCCCACAUGCAUUAUACUGUUGCAUCCUGAAAGAAGAACUCCUUAGCUGAUCAAUAUAACACCCUUCCCUGCGUUUAGCUGGACUCAUAGACAUGUUUCUAUGGCUGGACUCCUCUGAUGAUGCUAUAAUGCAGGAAUAAAAACCCAAUGUGAGCUUGCAGAAGCUGUGAGUUGACUGACAGCUCCUUGUGUUACUUGCACAGACUUUAGGCUACCUCUGCUUUCAGCCCUCUAUCUCACAUCAGCGUUACAGUCUUCUGUAGUUUUAGUAAAACUCUUACUCAGCAUGUGGAAGACAAACCUGUUAGCCGCCUGCUUGUCAAACGUUUCCCCGUGUUACCCAGACUCCCACUGGACAUCUUUUUUUUUUUUUUUUUAACAGUAUUGUAGCCUCACCUGUUUAGUUCAGUUUUCAGUUUAGCCAGCAGUGUCCUUAAAGCAAAGAUCAUGUUGGUGCACGCUCACACACACAAACACACACACACACACACACACACACAUAUACAGUACAGAGGACUCACUAAUGCUGUCACAUGAGCAGUAGUGGGAUACUGGAACAAGGGUGUGGUUAUGUACAUUUUGUAUAUGGUGCCUGAUUCCCUAAAAUCUCAGACCUUACAUGUGAAGGAAAAUUUUGUUUUUGUAAUACUCAUUUGCAUUUUAUGUCACAAAAUAGGAUAACAGCAGCUAAUGCUAACGCUCUUAGCUCCUUUUCUUUAGUCUUUACAACCCGUGACUCACACCAGGUUUAAUUAUUAUCUCCUCUGACUUGUGUGAGUGUCAUUAAUGAUUAUUAUAUACAGUGCUGACCGGGCGACUUUUAUUGUUCUGAUGGUGCAGAGAUGUCACAGUUGGUUGAGGUCAAACGGAUAGGGGAAUGGCACAGAACGACCUGAGUAAUCUGAAUUGACGGUGGCUAUUCUCUGGAAAAAGCAAUAAUAAUGUUUUGCAUUAAGUGUAGUCAUCAUAGAUCAGCCUUUAAAAUAAUGUUUUUGAAUAAAAGUUAUUAGUUAAAAGUCAGGAUUCUCGUCAGUAUUAAAAUUUCUUCUUUAUUUGUCCGUUUUUGCACAGAUUUAAUCUCUAAAUUGCAUCUUGUAAUUUCAUUUUUAAUAUUUGGUGACAGCUCAUACUGCAGAGAAAUACUUGAACAUUGUUUCUUAGAACUGUUCUUAUGUGUUGAUUCAAUUGUAAAUUACCCACCGCUGUUAGAUUAACCACAUCUGUAAGGACGACAUACCACAAAGUAAGUCCUCAAAAAUUUAACUUUAUGUGUACAGACUUCAUGUGUCUGUCAUCAGAUGUAAUAUAAUGUAACGCAGAUGUUAAAGCUGUAGAUUCCCUUACACUGUUAAUGCAAACGAUGAUAAACUUAAAAUCAAAAUGUG